CUUCUCCCCCCCCAAGUGCUUAAUCAGCUUUUUCGCACCCCCACCCGAACAAAUUCCAUUCCCCAUCGCCCAUCUCCGGUCCCACGUCCCACAGUCAUUCGAUCGUUUCUUGUUUCCCCUCUCUUUCCUCCCCUUCUCUCUUUGACUAACCAUACUUCUUUUUUACUCCGUCAUUCUGCCUCGCAAUUGCCAAUCGACCCCUCUCGACUUGUACGCGGUUAAGGCGGCCACCAGCGAAAGAGAGCAUUAUCGCUCCGGAACUAUAUAUCGUUCGGGUCAUUUUCCCUCGAUCAGCCAGCGGAACCAAAGGAACAUAAGGAAAGAAGGAAACUGAAAGGAAUAUCGAAAAUAGAGGUCUCAAAAGCCUCAACGGUACGCCAUGACCGAAUACAAUGGCCGCAGGGCCCCCAACUUCUCUCAAUACCUCGACGACCUGAACGCUAUCCCAUCGCCAUACGAUCAGGCUGUCCAGCAGCAGCAGCAGCAGGGCUCAUACAACCUCGAUGCAGACCUCUCCCUCUUCACCAAUGCCGAGUUCUUCGAUUUUGAUAACUUUGGGGAUUUGAACCUCCCCGGGUUUGACUCGGUGGAGAGCGACAACUUGAAGAAGAAGGAAAGCAACCAAGCCACGGGCCACAACUCAGAUAUGGAAUUCUUGGAUCUUCUCGGUGGCUUUGGCAACAUGCCCGAGUAUUCAGCUACCGGCUUCAACUCCGUCAAUGCUCAGCCCCAACCUGCAUCUCUUCAGAAUGCACAGUUCUCGACUGUCCCACAGAUGCCGAAUGGAUCCCUUAAUGCUGCCUCUAGCCCUAACGAGUCCAUCUCGACCUCAUCACCUUCGCCUGCAGCACAAUCGCAGGCCCCCGCUCCCCCUGCCUCUACCUCGUCUUCCGCCGUCGGACCGAAGCGUAAGAACACCCAGAAGUCGGCUGCUAUGAGUGUGGAGGAGGCAGCGCGGGUUGCAGCAGAGGAGGAUAAGCGUCGGCGUAAUACUGCUGCCAGUGCGCGGUUCCGCGUGAAGAAGAAGAUGCGUGAGCAGGCACUUGAAAAGACUGUCAAGGAGACAACGGAAAAGAAUACUGCGCUUGAGGCCCGCGUCACUGCUUUGGAGCUUGAAAACCAGUGGUUGAAGAAUCUGAUCACAGAGAAGAACGGGCAAUCAUCUGAGGAAGGCAAAAAGUCUGAAAAUGAUAUUGCGGACAUGUUCAAGAAGUUCCUUGCUUCGCAAAAGGCUGAGGGCCAACGGAAUAGUGCUGAGUCGAGGAUCGGUGUGGGCACUGCUUAAAUGGAAUCCAAGUAAAGUUACGCUGAUUGAAUGGCGUUAUGUCAUUGUGUUUAUGCUCAGGCUUUCACUUCUUGUUCAUACUUAAUUGGAGCAUUAGGAGACUGGGGAAGGCGUCUCACGGAGCAAGGGUUGGUGGGAGGCAUGAGUGAUGAUUUUUCAAACGUUUGAUGGUUCAGACUCCACUCCAACGUGGUAAAAAAAAGAUGGUUUGUUUAUUCUUUGGCUUCUCACGUUUUAUAUCCCAGUCUAUAGGUAUUUCAACAUUCUACAAUAGAUGGCUAUGUGCAGCCUACAUAGCUGCCAAGUUUUAAUCAUAUCGAUAUCAUCCACCA
Messenger RNA from Aspergillus caelatus, 1617 nucleotides. Its product is annotated as putative bZIP transcription factor (MetR). The record is from RefSeq and is a predicted model, not a curated record. The transcript has 2 exons. Bases 380 to 1285 code for a protein of 301 amino acids. Gene Ontology annotation, biological process: regulation of transcription by RNA polymerase II. Gene Ontology annotation, cellular component: nucleus. Gene Ontology annotation, molecular function: DNA-binding transcription activator activity, RNA polymerase II-specific; RNA polymerase II transcription regulatory region sequence-specific DNA binding. NCBI's taxonomy places the organism in Eukaryota, Fungi, Ascomycota, Eurotiomycetes, Eurotiales, Aspergillaceae.